Molecule: messenger RNA, 1209 nt
Organism: Dendrobium catenatum
Lineage: Eukaryota; Viridiplantae; Streptophyta; Magnoliopsida; Asparagales; Orchidaceae
Exons: 1
Coding region: 1-1209 (402 amino acids)
Molecular function (GO): catalytic activity
Source: RefSeq, a predicted model, not a curated record
AUGACUUCUUUGUUAUUUUGGAAUUGUAGAGGAGCCAAGAAAGUAGAGGCUGUUCUAUAUCUUAAGGAGGUGAUCAAGGAUCAUAGGGUUUUCUUUGUGGGAUUGUUGGAAACAAAGAUUAGUUCUCUGGAUAAUAGUCAAAUUCUGAAGUUUCUGGGUAAUGAUUGGGAAUCUUUUGUGAUUCCUGCUGUUGGCCUUUCGGGUGGUUUGAUGGUGUUAUGGAGAAAAGAUAUAGCAGCUUUCUCUAUUAUUGAAACUUCCUCUCAGAUGAUAGUGGGGAAAAUGGAGGUUCUUCGCGAGGGUAGUUGGAUAGUAGCUUCUGUUUAUGGUAGUACUGAUGCUCAGGAGAGGAAGAUACUUUGGGAUGGCCUUGAGAGACAUUGUUCAGGUGAUCUACUAAUGGUAGUGGGAGGUGACUUCAACUGUGUGCUUUCCCAAGCUGAGAAAAGAGGAGGGAAGAACUUUAGCAUGAAUCAAGGUUCUAAGGAUUUAAAUAGCUUCAUGAUUAAUAAUGAUCUUCAUGAGGUUAGAUCGAUGGGGCCAAGAUUCACUUGGUGCAAUAAUAAAUCUGGAAGUGCUCGAAUCUUGGAGAAGUUAGACAUAUGUCUUAUUAAUUUCACGGCUUUAAACAUCAUUCAUCUUGCUUUAGUAAAACACUUGCCUCGUAUUGCCUCGGACCAUUGUCCUAUUCUUUUGAAAAUCUUCAAACCUUUUGAGUUUUACAACAGAGAUAUCCGGUAUGAAGAGGUAUGGGCUUCUUAUCAUGGAGCAGCAGCCUUAGUGAAGAAAAUAUGGAUGAAAAACUGCAUGGGGGACCCGGCUUCAUCUCUUAAUUUAAAGUUCAAUAGAACUUUAAGAACCCUCUUCUUCUGGAGUAAGGUUAAAUUCAAGAAUCUGAACUUGUUGCAGAACAAGUUGAAGAAUGAUAUUUUGGAAAUCCAACUGGAGGAGUCUGAAGGUUGGAUAUCUUUUGAUAGAUUGCAGCUAUUGAGAUUCAAAAUCAAUGAAAUCAAUAUUACAUUGGCACGGCUCAACACUUGGUGGAAACAAAGGGAUAAAGAAAACUGGAUGGACGAAGCUGAUUGUAAUUCAUCAUUUUUUCAUGCAUUUGCGAAUGUCAGAAGGAAUAAUAAUUAUAUUAGUCAUAUCAUGACCAUAGAUGGUAUUGUAACGGAGGAUAGAGCUGUAAUCCAGAGAACUUUCUCAUAA